AUGCGAUUAUUCGUAAUAUCCAUCCUGCUAUCCCUGGUGGCUCUAGCCACCGCGGAUCAGGCCCCAGGAUAUGAGGGCUUCGACCUCAUCUGGGAAGACACCUUCUCUGGUCCCGCUGGCUCCCUCCCCGAUCAAUCCAAAUGGAUCAUGCAAGACUGGUACAAGAACCUCAACGGUGACUUCCAAACAUACACCAUCAGUCGCGCAAACCAGCAACACACAGGUACCGGCACCCUCGUCAUCGUCCCCCUGCGCGAUCCCUCUGCUGAGCGUGGCUGGACAUCUGGUCGUCUCGAAAGCACAUACACGUUUACUCCUGCUCUUGGCGCAAAGACCAUUGCCGAAGCAGAAAUCAGGCUCGGUAGUGCUUCUAAGGCCGGUAAGCAGGGUAUCUGGCCUGCUUUCUGGCUUCUGGGUGACAGUCAUCGCAAGGGGACUUUGAUCUGGCCUACUUGCGGAGAGAUCGACAUUUUGGAGAACGUCAAUGGUGAGCCCAAGACGCAGGGUGUUAUCCAUUGUGAUAAGAACCCUGGUGGUAUUUGCAACGAGAAGAAUGGCAUUCCAGGCGCUCUUGACCUUCCUGACUCUGGUCGGAAUUUUCACACCUACACUGCCAUGAUCGAUCGCGCACCGGGUGAUUGGCGACAGGAGAGUGUGUCAUUCUUUGUGGAUGGGCGCCAGUAUCAUCGAGUUACUGGUGAUAGAAUCGGCAAUGAGGAAGUUUGGGGCAAGAUUGCUCACAACUUGGUUCAUUUUAUCCUGAAUGUUGCUGUUGGUGGUGAAUGGCCUGGUGACCCCAAUGAGUCUACUGUGUCGGGAAUUGGAAAUGCUAUGGAGGUCAAGUAUGUCGCUCACUACCAGAGUCAAGGUGCUGGAGGCUCUCGCCCCCCUAGUCAUGGCAGUGGUGGAUACAACCCGAUCCCUCAGCCUCAACCUGAACCUGGUCCUCAAUAUCCUGAGCCGCCGUCGCCUCACUACCCAGACGAGCAAGCACCGCCCGUUACAGGACCUCCUCGACCACCUGCCCCCCCUUAUUCUCCACACGACGAGAUCCCUGGGAUGCCACCUCCUCCGCAUUACCCAGAGCCACAAUUUCCGGGUCCUCAUGGUCCUCCAUACGAGCAGCCGCCGUCUCCUGGGUACCCAUCGGAACAGCCGCCAUGCCAAAGACGCCCCCAGGUGCCCGAGUCGCCUUCUCCGUAUGAUCCCUACGAUCCGGUUCCUGGGGCUCCGGCUCCUCACUAUCCAUUUAAUCCGGAGCCACCAAUCCCUCCACACCAUGAUCCUGACUCUGGCUAUCCUGAAAACCCUGCUUACGGUAGAAAUAGACCAGUGUCUCCAGGUUCACCAGAUCAGGCUCCUCCUUCCAUCCCUCAUAUUCCAUACCUCCCUGAUCCCCCGGAGUUCCGUCCAGGAGGUGAUGGCUACCCACCCAGACCAGGACCUCCCAUCCCCGGCCAUCACAAACGAGCAGAGAAUCUCAGCGCUGCUCUGGAUGAUCCGCGGCCGACCAGACCUGCACCUGUUGUUGUGGAUGAAGAGCAGAAUGGACCUGAGCCUUUCUACCCCAACCAAGGUGGACCCCAUCCUGCUCCAGCCCAUGAGGUAAUUGAGGCGGUUCCAGGAAACUCACCUCCUUGGUUCCCUCCUCACGUUGACUAUCAACAACCCCAACAGCCUAGUCAUGCGGGGGUUCCACCACAGAUAGGUCCUGCUCAGCACGCUGACAACAUUCAAUUGCCUGGAGAGAUUCUGCCACCAGCUCUCGACUUCCCUCACGGUGACUACCAACAGCCUUCUCCUGAGACUGGGGGUGACAGUUCUUCUCCCUGCCCACGUACUUCUAAGGGAGGAUCCAAUUGGCCCGGUGUCAAUCGCAGGGACCCCAAUGUGCCGUCCAAGUUCAACAUCCGUGGUCUUGCUGCUUCCCGACGCAACGCUUCUGAGCCUGGAGUUGUACAGCUAAGCAUGCCCAACCGGUUCAAAACACCGAACUACCCUACUCUCCCUCUCGACGGCACACCACCUACUGUUUACUCUGGUGACUUUGGUGGUGUUCAGGCAGAAGAUAUUAACAAGUAUCUCGACAAGAACGCUUCUGAGCCUGAAGUUGCGAAGCGAAGCCUGCCCCAACCACCAAACCACCCUUGCCUUCCUCCUGAUAGUAUUCAAGCACCUACCGUUCAAUCUGGCGAUCCUAGCGGUGUCGAGCCCAGAAACACUAACAAUCAUGUCGAUGAACCCGUUCCCAGUCCAUCUACUGCAUCCGAUGCCGCUGAGCCAUCUGAUGUUCGACCUGCCGACUUUUGUGGUGUACAGCCCGAAGAUAUUCGCGACCACAUCGAACAGAAUGGGCCAUAUCACAUCGAGAUUCCCAAUAACUCUACCAAUGCCUCAGAGGCUGUCUCAACUCCUACACCUCAGCCUUUGGGUGUCAAGGACGGCGGUCUUAUUGAUGUUUUGAAAGAGAAGUAUGGCAUCGGGCAUGGCAUUAGACAUACUAAGCGGGAAGCUGGGAGUGGAUGUAUUUUCGGGAUCCCCUUUUUUGGACGUCGCACACCCUACAAGAAACACAGUCUUGAGAAAAGGGGUCUUGAUGUUCGGGAAGCAAAAGCCGGCGAGCAUACUGGGUACAACGACAAGUGUCUCAUAGGCUUCCCUAUCUUUGGACGUUGCAAACCCUCCAGAGAACAGCCUCAGAGACCAGCUAUUAUUGAUAACCUGAGAGAGAUGUUUCGCGGCAGUAAGCGUGUUAAGCGGGAAGAGAAGGGUGUUAGUGCCCCGAAGAAGAAGCAUGCCGAUAAGAGUACCAAGGGGAAGAAACAUGUCAGUGAGCGUUGCAAGGAGAAGGAAGAGGAUCGCUGUCUUUUCCUUCUUUUUGGACGCUGCUUGCAGCGGGGAGUUAUCAAGAAUCCCAAGGGGACGAAAGCCAUCUGUACUUUCCGUCUUCUUGGAUAUUGCUUGCAGUGGGAAGUUGUCAAGGAUCCGUGUUCCAAGGAAUGA
This is a messenger RNA of Fusarium coffeatum, 3003 nucleotides long. RefSeq lists its product as uncharacterized. The transcript is spliced from 2 exons. Gene Ontology annotation, molecular function: hydrolase activity, hydrolyzing O-glycosyl compounds. Gene Ontology annotation, biological process: carbohydrate metabolic process. NCBI's taxonomy places the organism in Eukaryota, Fungi, Ascomycota, Sordariomycetes, Hypocreales, Nectriaceae. The coding region runs from base 1 to 3003 and encodes 1000 amino acids. The record is from RefSeq and is a predicted model, not a curated record.